Messenger RNA from Alosa sapidissima (American shad), 1095 nucleotides. RefSeq names its product gem (nuclear organelle) associated protein 7 (gene gemin7). Lineage: Eukaryota; Metazoa; Chordata; Actinopteri; Clupeiformes; Clupeidae. Gene Ontology annotation, cellular component: SMN-Sm protein complex. Gene Ontology annotation, biological process: spliceosomal snRNP assembly. The coding region runs from base 104 to 484 and encodes 126 amino acids. The record is from RefSeq and is a predicted model, not a curated record. The transcript is spliced from 2 exons.
GCGGAACCUUAGUAAUUGUUCUCAGUACUCUCCGGUAAGUUUCAUACUGUAACUUCCGUGUUCUAUGGCAGAAAACAUAACUGCUAUUUGACCGCCUAUUGCAAUGAAGAAGACCCCUGUCCCCGUCCUGAGAUUGCCAAGGGGACCAGAUCCCAACAGCCGAGGUUUUGAUCCCAACUCCCCGCGGUUUAUUGCCCUGUGUCCCACCUCCAUACCGGCCUCUUCUGGUGAAGGGGCCAGCAUCGAAGAGGAGCAGUGUUCUCGCAGUGAAUUGAGGGAGCGCUUUCUCCGCACCCUUAUCAAGAUGACAAAUAAAACGGUUCACUUCGACAUGCAUGAGGGCGUGCAGGUGGAGGCCAGAUUUGGAGCAUCAGACAUUGAUGUGCUGAACUUUCAAGUGUCAGAGUUGCAGACACCAAUUGGUGUUCAGAAGGAGGCCUUACUUCGCUGUCAGGAUAUCAUUUCAUUCUCAUUUGAUGUGUAACCAUGAACAUAAACGUCAAUGUGGACAUGACCUGAGAUCACACACACUUCUCCCUUUAAUGAUAGGAUGGCCAUAUUGUACCAGUGUACAGUUUUCUUCAUUUUUUGGUUCAUCCAUCAAGCAAUGCAGCUUUGUGAUUUUCUGAAGUCACUAGGCCUAUGUUAUGGUGGCUUAACGCCACCAGAGGGAGACCAAUGUAUUCAGAUGACAUUAAUUGGAGCUAUCGCAAGGUUGAGAUUUUGAGUUAAGAGGAAACUCGCCCUAUGGGAGCAAGUCAGUUCUUUGGCAUCUUCUGAGUGAUAUUUUUUUCUUCUUCUUGAAUGUGUGUAUGGAGAGGAAGAAAUGUCUGCAGGUGGAACACUGAUAUAAUUGUCUGGAAAACUUGAAUUCCCGGAGCGGGCCCUCAAAGGAAAAGACGACGUUAUGUUUAUCUCGGUUAAUCGUUUUGCAGGGUUCAUGAUGGUGCCUGCUUGGAAGAAAUUCUUGUUUGUGCACACAUCCGCUGGACCGUGUUCUGGAAUAUUUUUGUACCCAGCAUUCACCUGGGGUGAUGGAGAAAGUUUCUGAAAUUGUACCUGUCUAAUAAUAAAAAAAAAUAUCUAGCUAAAACA